Messenger RNA from Cyclocybe aegerita, 1044 nucleotides. NCBI's taxonomy places the organism in Eukaryota, Fungi, Basidiomycota, Agaricomycetes, Agaricales, Hemipholiotaceae. The record is from the annotation of a GenBank genome assembly.
AUGGCCGAGGCUCCUCCUGAGAUUGAAGUACACGCUUUAUUCCCUGAUGUAGUGGCGUUUGGACCCAACCUCGAUAUUUUUCCCAACAAAUGGCACUGGGCCAUCCGAUACCCCAUUGGUGUCGUCGUCGGAGCUCGAGGUGAUCUUAUGACUGGUCCCGACUCGCUCAACGUCGUCGACUACGAUGCACGCCUCCCAUCCGAAGCCACCAUCCUUUACUACCACAUGAGUGAUGAGGAGAAACGAAGGAUGUUCCCGGCCGGCUCUCACAUCUUGUGCACAAGCAUCACCCCUAGUGUUCCCACUACUCGGAAGGUUCACUUCUGCGACCAAGUUGCACAGCGAGAUGGCGGGCGCUGCGUCUUGACGAGAAUGAUCCCAGACGCCUGCGACGCGGUGCACCUUCUGGCUCACAGCAAGGGCGAUGCGUACAUCGAGACUUACACGCAGCGCCGCAGUCGGGACCCUACUGGAGGUGACAUCGUUCGGGAAAUUGAGAGUGUCCGGAACGGACUUUUUCUCAACAAGUUCACUCACGUAGCCUUGGGUACCCACAUUGCAUUCUUAAUGAGGCCAAACUUUGCCAUGAACACGGCCGACGUGGAUCUUGCCACACCUCCCGGAGAGAAAAAGCGUAUAGCACAUCUCUUCCGGCCUGACAAGAAGGUAUAUCUAGGCGGCUUCGGUGCACCCCCUCCAGGCUCUCCUCUCCAUAUUUCUGAGGGAUCAACACGGCCUCCUAAUAUUCUCUUUGAUGCUGUCUAUGCUGGUGCUGUCCUGAACCACUUCGGCACCGACGCCCUGAAAGCUGAAUUUGGCGCAACUUGGCAAGAUGUUUUCUAUCCCAAUGGAAUCAUGACUGCUGCGUACAGAGGUGACCAGGCGAUCAAUGACCUUGAGCGCGGUAAAAAAUCGCGACAAACCCGACAUGCUCAUGGUUCUCCCAUAUGUCGGGGUGCCACGGAACAAGCUGCAGAGGAUGUUAAAGAAAGCCGAAGAGGAUACCCAGGCAGCCGAGCAGAGGCAUCUGAAGGAGAAAGUUGA